CCGAAUCACACAGAAGGCCGUCUCCCAGUGUCGUUCGCUCUACCACCGAUAGUCCUGCCGAGCAGCUGCCAGCCAAAGCAAGGCGCCAGAGUGGCCUGAAGAAUGUCUUCAAACGCUCGUGCUCUGGCGCCCGUGCAGGAAGUCCUGAUCCUCACUCCUCAGCGCUCUCACCUGCCAUUCCCCAUGAACGUCAAUGCGCCCGAUGAGACAACCCCACUCUCCGAAGCCGCCGAGUUUGACGAGAAGACUCCUGAACUGAAGAAGCGGAGGGCUACCUUGCCCAGUGUGGUGACAAACUCUGCCGAAGUCUCAGCGCUAGCUGCCGUCUGGAGUCAAUCGGGCACAAAGGUCACGGCUGCAGAGGAACAGGCCUUGAAAAGUCCCUCGCACUCGCAGAUUGGGAUCGCCUUGUCGAGUCCGAAUCAGGCUCUGCGUGUCCACCGCAAGUCGCAAAGUGCAGGCGCUUUGCGUGAUCUGGCUCGUCGCCACAACGAGCCAUUGCUAGCCCCCAAUAAUAAGACAUCCAGAGCGCCCAUGCGAAGACGGAGUGCUGAGAUCCGGUAUUGGCGAGAAAGUGUGGGAGCACGGUCCUUCAGCGUUUAUAGUGACCUCGCCCCGCGAGAAGACAUUGACGAUUCUGUUGUUGACGACGACAAGGAGAUUGAAGUCUACGAGGGUGCUGCGGCUGCUGAUAACCCGGUUGAGCAGAAAGCACGAGCCAUGGGUCCUUCACACAUCCUGGCCUUUAACUUUGGAGAUCUGGCCGAGGCCACCCCGACCGCAGCACCGGCACAUUCGUCUGAGAAUGUUGUUGACAGUCGAUCUCAGCGAUCCGUCUCUGCUCGAUCCGAGCCAACCCAACAGUAUGCUGCCCCUCGCAGCAAACCACAGACUGUCAUCAUCGCCGACGCCCCAAAAGAAAAACGCUCCUCACGCCAGCGCAGCAGCUCCACCGUCCGCGAGAACUUCUCUCGCCCGUCCUCUGUCCGUGAAGCCUCCUCCGCGGCUGCUGCCCAUGCCCAGGCUCAGAAAUCCUUUCCCCCUACAGCAGCCUCAACACCUCUACCUUCCCGUACCCCUCGCACCGCCGCUGCUCAGCAUGAUGAGAAAACUGCCGGUCACGUGCCCACCACAGUCCGGCCGUCUGAACCAUCCGCCCACGACCCGGAUUUCCCCUCUCCAGCAACCCAGUUCCACGCCAUCUACACCAUCCUUCGCCACGAACGCUCCGCGCGGAAAGUGCUAGAGAAGCAAAUCCUCGCACUAAACCGUGAAGUCUCCGACCUCCGCGCCCUGACCCUCAAAAUGUCCCGCAACAACGGCGGCGGCGCAGGCACAUAUCCGACUCCCAGCCCGGACUUGGCAAAUCACAGUGCCGACGCGUCAUCCUUUCGGCGCGAGGCCGAAGACGAGUUCCGGCAUGAAGACGAGGGUCUCGGCCAAUCGCUCGGAUACGACCACCUGGCCGCGUGGCAGGACGGCUUCGCGCCCAACGACCGCCGCCGCGAAACCGCCAUCUCGCGCUUCAGCAAGUUUGACACGGAAGACGAGGCCGAAGACGCAUCGUCCCGGGCCGACGACGAGGAGGGAGCGGAGGAGGAGGAGGAGGAGGAGGAGGAGGAGGCCAACGCCGAUGCUGACGAUGACGACAAUGAUGACGACGACGACGACGACAACGACAAUGACGCGCUCGCAAAACUCCACCGCGCAUCGGCCCAAACGCACACCACACACGAGUCCGAAGGCCUAGUCAUGAAAUCCGCGCCUGCUCGCAAGCGCACGCCGCCAACCACCAACUCUACCAAGGCUGGCAGUGUGAGCGUGAGCCAGAACUCGUCGGCGCAUAGCACGAACGUGGGCAGUCCGGACGUGUGGGAGACGCCGCUUGAAGAGGCGGUGGCGUACGGCUUUGGCUUUGGGCAUGAGGAUGGUAGUAGCGGGAAUGGCAAUGCCGGGCAUGCAGCGUCGCGUGUCGUCAGUCCUGGCCGCUCCGGUGCUGGGGAUGAGGAUAUGUUUUGAGCGGUCGAGGCGGAGAUGGUGACCAAGACGAAGAAGACUAAGAACAAGCAGAAUAUGGAACAGAAGAAGAGACAGAAGCACGAGAAGGUGC
Messenger RNA from Pseudovirgaria hyperparasitica, 2110 nucleotides. RefSeq lists its product as uncharacterized. Lineage: Eukaryota; Fungi; Ascomycota; Dothideomycetes; Acrospermales; Acrospermaceae. The transcript is spliced from 2 exons. The record is from RefSeq and is a predicted model, not a curated record. The coding region runs from base 103 to 2019 and encodes 638 amino acids.